Molecule: messenger RNA, 1271 nt
Organism: Myxocyprinus asiaticus (Chinese sucker)
Lineage: Eukaryota; Metazoa; Chordata; Actinopteri; Cypriniformes; Catostomidae
Product: protein TsetseEP-like
Exons: 6
Coding region: 531-1271 (246 amino acids)
Source: RefSeq, a predicted model, not a curated record
UAGAGCAUUUCAGGACAGGAACCUGUCCUUGUAAGGUGAAGAAAGAUAGGAGGUACUAUGGUAGUUACUUUUUAUAUUUAGCCAAUCAUUUAGUUGAUUCUUUGCCUUCUGACAAAUUAAUACGCAUGAUUGUGCUGGAUAAAUAUUCAGUAUUUUGGAACUAACCUUCGUAGCUCUCUGAGGUAUUCUUUGGUAGUAGGAGGGGACCCGGGCUCAUGAAUAAAGAUGAAGUUUUACCACUGGAGUGGCCUGACUCAUUUUACAGACAGAAGACCUUAUCCAGCGAUUGGACAAAAUCCUGUCAGUGCCCGGAACUGUAGCUGAAAAGCAGCUUUUCAUUACAGAGGUCAUUUUGAGGUUUUGAUUCAGUGGUUGCAGAGCAACAGCAUGUGGCGAUACCAGGCAGAAUCUGUGCUUCUGAAGAGCACAUCUUCCAAAGGGAAAAAAAAGUGCUGCAGAGAUGAGAACAGGUGCUACAGAAAGCACAGAAGAGUGUUUUACAGCAUUACAACGUAUCCAUCAUUGUUAGCAUGGCACCCAUGCCCAUCUAUUUUCCACAGUCGGCACCAUACUGUGGCAUUUUUGCCGCCGAACUAAUGGGGUCUCCUCAGUCUCCAUCCUCUGUUCCACCUGUUAGGGAGAGGAGACGGAUUUCCAUUAAAGAUCCCAUGCAGGACGGCAAAGACAUUAUGGAGGCAAUAUUUUCAGGGAGCUGGAAAUUAAGCCCACUUGGACUACUGCAGCCAGAGGUUCCAACCUCAGACAUGCAAAUGGCUCCAGGUAUGGUAGCCUCCAUGCCUGCCUCAUCAGUUGAGGCAGAAGAACCACCUGGCCCCUCAGCUGAGCCAGAGCUGAAACAAGUGCUGGAGCCUGAGCUAGAGCUGGAGACCGAGCCGGAGCCUGAGCUGGAGACAGAACUGGAGACCGAGCCAGAGACGGAGCCCGUGCCGAAGUCAGAGCCAAAGCUAGAGCCUGAGCCAGAGACUGAGUCCGAGCUGAAGCUAGAGCCAGAGCCAAAGCCAGAGCUGGAGACUGAGCUGGAGACCGAGCCGGAGCCGGAGACCGAGCCGAAGCCAAAGCCGGAGACGAAGCCAGAGCUGGAGACCGAGCAGGAGCCAGAGAGAGAGCCGAAGCCAGAGCCGGAUACGAAGCCAGAGCUGGAGACCGAGCAGGAGCCAGAGACAGAGCCAAAGCCAGAGCCAAAGCCAGAGCAGGAGACUGAGCCAGAGCCGGAGACCGAGCCAGAGCCAAAGCAGGAGUCAGAGAGUUAG